UAAGGAGGGAAUUGAAGGGAAAUGAAAGGAAAAUAAAAUUUAUAAAAUUCUAAAUAAAUUAAAUAUUGUCAAUAAUAAUACACACGAUAUAGUUUAAUAUUAAUGAAUUCACAAAAAAGUUUGAAUAUAAGCUAUUUUCUUUCCAAAUCUUUCAAAGAUUUGAUUAUUAUAGAAUUCCGCCGUUUUUUUCUAUGCUCUUCUUUUAUUUCGCCAAACGGUUUUAUAUUACCCUCAUUCCUUUUGUUUCUCAAAACUUACCCUCUCUCUUUAACUAUAAAAGUUUUUUUUUGAAUUUUGAAUUUAGCCAAGAAGUCUUAAAAUGAGAGAGUGCAUUUCAAUCCACAUUGGUCAAGCAGGAAUUCAAGUCGGAAAUUCUUGUUGGGAGCUGUACUGUCUCGAACAUGGAAUUCAGCAAGAUGGACAAAUGCCGACUGAGAAGACAGGAGGAGGAGACGAUGCAUUCAGUACAUUCUUCAGUGAUACUGGAUCUGGAAAGUAUGUUCCUCGUGCUGUUUUUGUUGAUCUUGAGCCGACUGUUAUUGACGAAAUUCGGACCGGGAAUUAUCGCCAGCUUUUUCACCCUGAACAACUUAUUAGUGGCAAAGAAGAUGCUGCUAAUAACUUCGCUCGUGGACAUUAUACUAUUGGGAAAGAGAUUGUUGAUUUGUGCUUGGAUCGCAUCAGGAAGCUAGCUGAUAACUGCACUGGUCUUCAAGGCUUUCUAGUAUUUCAUGCUGUUGGUGGUGGUACUGGCUCUGGCCUUGGUUCUCUGCUGUUGGAGAGGCUAUCAGUUGAAUAUGGGAAGAAAUCAAAGUUAGGUUUCACAGUGUACCCAUCUCCCCAAGUUUCAACCUCUGUUGUUGAACCAUACAACAGUGUCUUGUCCACCCACUCCCUUCUGGAACAUACUGAUGUUUCCAUUCUACUUGAUAAUGAGGCCAUAUAUGACAUCUGCCGAAGGUCACUUGAUAUUGAGAGGCCUACUUACACGAACCUCAACAGACUUGUUUCCCAGGUUAUAUCUUCAUUGACAGCUUCACUUCGCUUUGAUGGUUCAUUAAAUGUGGAUGUCAAUGAGUUUCAAACAAACUUGGUCCCUUACCCCCGCAUUCACUUCAUGCUUUCAUCUUAUGCUCCUGUCAUUUCUUCUGAGAGAGCCUUCCAUGAGCAGUUGUCCGUAGCAGAGAUCACCAACAGCGCAUUUGAGCCUAGUUCUAUGAUGGCAAAAUGUGACCCUCGUCACGGGAAGUACAUGGCUUGUUGUUUGAUGUAUCGUGGAGAUGUAGUCCCCAAAGAUGUGAAUGCCGCUGUUUCAACCAUAAAGACAAAGCGCACCAUUCAAUUUGUCGACUGGUCUCCUACUGGCUUCAAGUGUGGAAUUAACUACCAACCUCCAACUGUGGUACCCGGAGGAGAUUUGGCCAAGGUCGAGAGAGCUGUUUGUAUGAUCUCAAACUCCACAAGUGUUGCUGAAGUCUUUUCCAGAAUCGACCACAAGUUUGAUCUCAUGUAUGCCAAACGAGCUUUUGUUCAUUGGUACGUUGGUGAGGGAAUGGAGGAAGGAGAAUUUUCAGAGGCAAGAGAAGAUUUGGCGGCAUUAGAAAAAGAUUACGAAGAAGUUGGAGCUGAGGGUGCAGAUGAUGAAGAGGACGAUGGUGAAGAGUACUAAGAUAAAUUAGCCUGCUUAUAAUAAUAAACAUAAUGGGUUAGUAUGAGGGUGAUUAGUGUAAUCAGGAUUUUGGAAAUACCAAUUGGCUCAUUGGGUUAGUAAUAUUCAGUUUCAGACUUUUUUUUUUUUUUGAGAUUAAUUCAGUUUCAGACUUAUGAUAGCUGUUUUGCUUCAGUAUAAAACAGUAAUGUCUCAAAA
This is a messenger RNA of Amaranthus tricolor (Joseph's coat), 1867 nucleotides long. Its product is annotated as tubulin alpha-2 chain-like. Gene Ontology annotation, biological process: microtubule cytoskeleton organization; mitotic cell cycle. Gene Ontology annotation, molecular function: structural constituent of cytoskeleton; GTP binding. The record is from RefSeq and is a predicted model, not a curated record. The transcript is spliced from 4 exons. The coding region runs from base 320 to 1669 and encodes 449 amino acids. Lineage: Eukaryota; Viridiplantae; Streptophyta; Magnoliopsida; Caryophyllales; Amaranthaceae. Gene Ontology annotation, cellular component: cytoplasm; microtubule.